Ixodes scapularis (black-legged tick) is the source of this 1474-nucleotide messenger RNA. It is a transcript of the gene MED28, whose product is annotated as mediator of RNA polymerase II transcription subunit 28. Gene Ontology annotation, cellular component: mediator complex. The transcript has 4 exons. The coding region runs from base 54 to 626 and encodes 190 amino acids. NCBI's taxonomy places the organism in Eukaryota, Metazoa, Arthropoda, Arachnida, Ixodida, Ixodidae. The record is from RefSeq and is a predicted model, not a curated record.
CCCGAGACUUAGGCCAUGUUUAGAGCCAAUAGAUAAUCCUUGCAUUCUUGCAUAUGGCCUCUUCCAGUCAAAUCGUUGACGAUUUUGAAAACUCUUUCCAGGCAUGUCUCGCAGCUGUCACAAACCCAGAUUAUUUCUACGUACGAGAUUCCGAGGAAGUCAAGACAGGAGUGGAACAAACAAUACAGCGAUUCCUCGACGUUGCGAAACAGAUGGAGUGCUUCUUCCUGCAGAAACGGCUGGUGCUUUCUGCUCAGAAACCGGAGCAAAUUGUCAUGGAAGACAACACGGAGCUUAAGAAUGAGCUUGCACGAAAGGAGCAGCUACUACAGAAGUAUCAUGAGAAGAUCCACUUCUGGCAGAGCUUGCUGAACGACACCAACAAUGCUCCAGGCCCACCUCAACAGCAGCCGCAGAUGCAGCAACAGCCACAGUUGCAGCAACAGCUACAGCAGCAACAGCCACUGCAACAACCGCCGCAGCCAGGCAAUCCACAGGUCAUGCAGCCAGGGGCUCCCAUGCAGCAAGGCAUGCCCAUGAAUGGAACUGUGCAGGGACUUCCCGGACCUCUGGCCUACCUGGAGAGAACCACUUCCAACAUCGGGAUGCCAGACUCGAGACGCUGACUGUCUGCACCCUGUCAGCCCGCUCUACUUGGUGGGCAGAAGAGCGCACAGCCAUUGACAAAUUUGGCAAGCAUCUGUGGGACUUGUCAGUUUGUUUUCCUCGUGUAUGUGGCACCGACGUAGGACGGUAGACAUCCCCCUCGCCCUCAAAGCAAAACAAUGCCACUUUCCGUGGCGUCGAACAGCCCAAAAUACAACCGGGAUGCUCGACAUAGAGGGAGGGGUGGGUGAAACCAAGAGUGUAGCAUCCAAGAUUGAAGAGCAGAUACUAAAUAUUGAUAUAUUUGAAUGAUAGAACUAUUAUAAAGGAAAAAGAAAUGGCAUUGUUGCUAGUAGGCGAGCAUCGAUUUGUGCGAGAUAUUGUUGCAUGGAAUCUGUUUCUCUCUUGUCCCGUGCAGUCUUGAGGGCAGUUUUGAACUGGGCUUUUCCAAGGUUGCAGUUAGGGAUGGCCACUGCAUGCUGCCAUAGAGUUCAAUUAUUGACAUAUUUACAUGUGUGGCAAUGCCAUGCCAUAGGGCUUGAUUACAAAGGUAGUUUAGAUUGCAUUUAUCUGGAAUAGACCAAUUGUUUUAUCUUUUACUCGGCAGUAUAUAAAUAACUCCAAACGAUAUUUCUUAAGAAUUUAUCAUGGUUGCAUUAGGUUUUAGUUAGUUAAUUUGGCAGUGUCUUGAGCACCACAUUUUUAGGUGCUCAAGCAUGGCUAAUCCAUUGUGAAGAUCGUUGAGCAUUCUGCUGCCAAUUUUGUCUAGCACUACCUUUUAUGUAGUCAUUGCACUUCGACAAUGUGGUAUGGUCCACAUGCUUUAAUUUGAACAGCAAAUAGCUGAAUAAAAUGGCAUUUUUCUAAA